Marmota flaviventris (yellow-bellied marmot) is the source of this 2998-nucleotide messenger RNA. RefSeq names its product replication initiator 1 (gene Repin1). Gene Ontology annotation, biological process: regulation of transcription by RNA polymerase II. Gene Ontology annotation, molecular function: RNA polymerase II cis-regulatory region sequence-specific DNA binding; DNA-binding transcription activator activity, RNA polymerase II-specific. The record is from RefSeq and is a predicted model, not a curated record. Lineage: Eukaryota; Metazoa; Chordata; Mammalia; Rodentia; Sciuridae. Gene Ontology annotation, cellular component: nucleus.
UGGGAGCGGGCCGCGGAGGCCGGCCUGGGGCUCCAUGGACGGGCGCGGCGUCCCUGCAGAGCCUGCGGGAGAGGUAAGGCUGGCCUCUCUGCAGUCAGAGGUCUGAGCUCUGCCAUGGGGGUAGGGGUGUCUUUAUUGCUGCAGUUUUCUCUGACAUCUGGGGGCUAUCGGAGUGUGGGCCGAAGCAGGCGCUGCAGCGGCAGAAGUAUCCCCAAGAACAUCCCCAGGAAAAGCUGGAAAAAGCCUCAUCCCCAGCUCUGCAAUCUUCAGGCAGAGGAAGAGCCAAUGCUGGAACGGCGCUGCAGGGGCCCCAUGGCCAUGGGUCCAGCCCAGCCCAGGCUCCUUUCAGGGUCCUCCCAGGAGUCACCUCAGACCUUGGAGAAGGAGUCCAGCGGGCUGAGGCACCAGGGCACUAAACUGGCCCAGUCAGGCAGUCAAGCCCUAGGCAGGGCCCGUCGCUGUGCCCACUGUCGAAGGCACUUCUUGAGCUGGGUGGCCCUGUGGCUUCAUACCCGAAGGUGCCAGGCACGGCUCCCUCUGCCCUGUCCUGAAUGUGGGAGGCGCUUCCGCCAUGCCCCCUUCUUAGCACUGCACCGUCAGGUCCAUGCUGCUGCCACACCAGACGUGGGCUUCACCUGCCACCUCUGUGGGCAGAGCUUCCGAGGCUGGGUGGCCCUGGUUCUGCAUCUGAGGGCCCACUCGGCUGCAAAGCGGCCCAUUGCUUGUCCUGAAUGUGAGAGACGCUUCUGGCGACAAAAGCAACUUCGAGCACAUCUGCGGCGGUGCCAUCCCCCUGCCCCUGAGGCCCGGCCCUUCAUAUGUGGCAACUGUGGCCGGAGCUUUGCCCAGUGGGACCAGCUGGUUGCUCACAAGCGGGUGCACGUGGCUGAGGCCCUGGAGGAGGCAGCAGCCAAAGCUCUGGGGCCAAGGCCCCGAGGUCGCCCUGCUGUGACCGCCCCGCGGCCUGGUGGGGACGCCGUGGACCGCCCCUUCCAGUGUGCCUGCUGCGGCAAGCGCUUCCGCCACAAGCCCAACCUGAUCGCCCACCGCCGAGUGCACACUGGCGAGCGUCCCCACCAGUGCCCAGAAUGCGGGAAGCGCUUCACCAACAAGCCCUACCUGACCUCGCACCGUCGCAUCCACACUGGCGAGAAGCCCUACCCGUGCACUGAGUGCGGCCGCCGUUUCCGGCACAAACCCAACCUGCUGUCGCACAGCAAGAUCCACAAGCGGUCUGAGGGCUCCGCGCAGGCCACCACCGGUGCUGCGAGCCCCCAGCUUUCAGCCGUGGUGCUGGAUCCCUCGGCAGAGCCCGGCCCUGAGAAGAUUGCUCCGGAGCCCGCGGCGGAGCCUCCACCUGAGGCCCCCUUGGAACCCCCACGGGACCAGGCCCAGGCGACCCCAUCCCUGUACAGCUGCGACGACUGUGGGCGCAGCUUCCGGCUGGAGCGCUUCCUGCGCGCGCACCAGCGGCAGCACACCGGGGAGCGGCCCUUCACCUGCGCCGAGUGCGGGAAGAACUUCGGCAAGAAGACCCACCUGGUGGCGCACUCCCGAGUGCACUCCGGCGAGCGACCCUUCGCCUGCGAGGAGUGCGGGCGCCGCUUCUCCCAGGGCAGCCACCUGGCCGCCCACCGGCGCGACCACGCCCCGGAGCGGCCCUUCGUCUGCCCCGACUGCGGCAAGGCUUUCCGCCACAAGCCCUACCUGGCCGCCCACCGGCGCAUCCACACGGGCGAGAAGCCCUACGUCUGCCCCGACUGCGGCAAAGCCUUCAGCCAGAAGUCCAACCUCGUGUCCCACCGGCGCAUCCACACGGGCGAGCGGCCCUACGCCUGCCCCGACUGUGACCGCAGCUUCAGUCAGAAGUCCAAUCUCAUCACCCACCGCAAGAGCCACAUUCGGGAUGGCGCCUUUUGCUGUGCCAUCUGUGGCCAGACCUUUGACGAUGAGGAGAGACUCCUGACCCACCAAAAGAAGCAUGAUAUCUGAGAAGGGCAGGGGCUGUGGGGGUCGGAGACAGGCCCUGGGCUCCUUCGCAGCAGGAGUGUGGCAGUGGGCUUGGGUAGCUCGUGUUGGAGCUGGUGACGGAGAGGGAUGCGAAUUCAGAAGGGAAAGAAGAGGCGGGAGUGAGCUGCGCCCUGUUAGUGAGGGAGUAAACCCGGAUGGCCAGGAAAGCCCCUUCAGAGUGGUGUUUCCAACAUUCACCUCGACUGUUCUAUGCCCUGGAAAAGUAGCAAUAGCAGCUCCAUUUACCCUUAGUGCCCUUGGCUACAGGAGCCACCGGUGGGAAGGAAGCGUCCAUCCUCUGGUGUUAACGCCUUAAUGUCCCAGUCUUUAUUAUGAGUUACUUCAGGUCACUUUUGAAAAUAGGUGUGGUACAGUCCUUAGUAAAGGAAAGCUCGGGAGGAAAAGUGGACCAGCUGGACAUGCCUUGGAGAGCCUGCUGGCCUUGUCAGGCAGCUGGGGCCUCUUCAGCCCAAGAGAUGAAACUAAGCUGGUUUUACCUGUGCCCCCUUCCUGAUGUCCCUGCUGAAAUCCCAGGCUUGCAGAGGCCCAUCUACUGCCAAUGAUUCCAUCCUCUUCCUCCCUGAAGAUCACCUUCCCAGGCGUUUCCUCCUUGGACUGUCUGGCUUUAUCUAAUUGGCCCUCCCAGGGCUGACCCUCUUCCACUCUUUCCAAAGCUCAUUGUGGAAGGAAGGACUGGCCCACUGAUGCUGGAGGGUCAGCUGAAGGGAAGAUCCUGGUUGAGUGUCCUUUUCAAGAUUUCCAGCAUGUGGAUAUUAGCCUUUCCUGGUGACAGGGAGCUCCCACCUCCUGAGGCCCUGGUUCUAUUGUAGGAUGAUUCUAAUUGUUAGAAAUUCUUCCUUAUAAUGAUCGAAUUUUGCUUUCCUAUAAUUUCUAUCUAUUGGGCCUUGUUCUGUUCUCUGGAUCUAAACAGAACAACCACUUACCCUCCUUUUCAGACUAGAGAAUAAAGAUUUGGUUUUAGAACUGG